AUGGCUGGAAGAGGGGGUCUUUUGAUGCUGGAAAACUUCAUAGGUGGAAAAUUUUUACCUUGUAGCUCAUACCUAGAUUCCUAUGAUCCCUCCACAGGGGACGUGUACUGCCACGUGCCAAACAGUGGGGAAGAAGAGGUCGAAGCCGCGGUGGAGGCUGCCAGAGCAGCUUUUCCGGGCUGGUCCUCCCGGAGCCCCCAGGAGCGCUCACAGGUGCUGCAGCGGCUGGCGGACUUGCUGGAACAGUCCUUGGAGGAACUGGCCCAGGCCGAGUCCAAGGACCAAGGGAAAACCAUAACCCUGGCGAGAACCGUGGACAUUCCCCGGGCGGUGCAGAACUUCCGGUUCUUCGCCUCCUCCACCCUGCACCAGACGUCUGAAUGCACGCAGAUGGACCACUUGGGCUGUCUGCACUACACAGUGCGGGCCCCUGUGGGCAUCGGUGUUCCGCCAGGUGUGGUCAAUGUUGUGUUUGGAACGGGGCCCAGGGUCGGCGAGGCCCUGGUGUCCCACCCAGACGUACCCCUCAUCUCCUUCACUGGGAGCCAGCCCACCGCCGAGCGCAUCACACAGCUGAGUGCCCCCCACUGCAAGAAGCUCUCGCUGGAGCUGGGGGGCAAGAACCCCGCCAUCGUCUUUGAAGAUGCCAACCUGGACGAGUGCAUCCCAACGACUGUCAGGUCCAGCUUUGCCAACCAGGGUGAAAUCUGCCUCUGUACCAGCAGAAUCUUUGUCCAGAAGAGCAUCUAUAGUGAAUUUUUAAAGAGGUUUGUAGAGGCGACCAGAAUGUGGAAAGUUGGUAUUCCAUCUGACCCAUCGGCUGACAUGGGAGCUCUGAUCAGUAAAGCUCAUCUGGAGAAAGUCAGAAGUUACAUCAAGAAAGCUCGCCUGGAAGGGGCCCAAAUUCUGUGUGGUGAGGGAGUGGAUAAAUUGAACCUUCCCCCCAGGAAUCAGGCAGGGUACUUCAUGCUUCCCACGGUGAUAACAGAUGUUAAGGAUGAGUCCUGCUGCAUGAAGGAAGAGAUAUUUGGUCCGGUGACGUGUGUCGUCCCCUUUGAUAGUGAAGAGGAAGUGAUUCAAAGAGCCAACAGCGUUAAAUAUGGACUGGCUGCUACUGUGUGGUCAGGCAACGUGGCGCGUGUCCACCGGGUGGCCAAGAAGUUACAGUCAGGCUUGGUCUGGACCAACUGCUGGCUCAUUAGAGAGCUGAACCUACCUUUCGGGGGGAUGAAGAGUUCUGGGGUGGGCAGAGAAGGAGCCAGAGACUCUUACGAAUUCUUCACUGAAGUCAAAACCAUCACUGUUAAACACUGACCUCAGCCAGCGCAGAAGCUGAUGCCUGGCUGCAGAGACUCAGUCGUCCGGUGUGGUGAAAAGAAACCCCUGCAUACAUUUCAGCCAAGUCUUGACUCAGCAGAAGAUUCUCUCUAUAGCUUAUCCUCUGUACCUAGUAUUUUUACUGACUGGUGAAAAGAUGCUUGCUCUUUUCAGUGAGGAGUCAAAGAAGAGAUCUCUGAAUAGGAAGGCAUACAAAGGAAGCCACACAAACAUUGGGCUCCUCCUAAGUUGUGUUUUCAUUGUAUUUUUUCAUCAUUUUGAUUCAAUUCUUAAAAAUUCACAGAUAAUUAGUUUCUUUUUCUCAUUUGCAAGUAUAUGGUAAAAAAAAAAAUCUACGAAGCCAAAGAGAAACAUAUCACCAUAAUCUCUAACUUUGGGGAGAUUGCAGAAAUGGUCUCUCCAUCCAUCAGCCACUGGCAUAGCUCAUUAGUAAUUGACUGUACCUCAUUAUGCAAGGGUGCUUUGAAUGUUGAUGAUGUAAUUUAUGUGGGAUUUGUCAGAGUAACCAUAUAUGAUAGGCCCUACUAAAUAUAUCUUUAUGAGGACAAAGGAAAAUGAAAUAAUGACUACUUUUGGAAGAAACCCAGAACAAGGAGGGUUUGAUAUUUUCCUACUAUGGAGUCUAAUCAAUUCCAAUUCAAAGUGUAGUAUCUCAGGACACUUAAAAUUUUCAAAUACUGUAUGGCUGAGUCUCUUUGCUGUCUACCUAUAGCUAUCACAGAAUUGUUAACUAUACCCUAGUAUAAAAUGAAAAGUUUAAAAACUUUACUAAUCUUAAAGGAAACAAUAAAUGUUAAACAAUUUUACCAAGCA
Molecule: messenger RNA, 2151 nt
Organism: Dama dama (fallow deer)
Lineage: Eukaryota; Metazoa; Chordata; Mammalia; Artiodactyla; Cervidae
Gene: ALDH8A1
Product: aldehyde dehydrogenase 8 family member A1
Exons: 6
Coding region: 1-1314 (437 amino acids)
Biological process (GO): retinoic acid metabolic process
Molecular function (GO): retinal dehydrogenase (NAD+) activity
Source: RefSeq, a predicted model, not a curated record